AUGGCCGCUACUACCUCUGUCCCCACCCAGAACCAGGUCCUCGUUCCUGAGACCCUUCUGAAGAAGCGCAAGUCCCAGGAGGCUGCCCGCGCUGAGCGCCGUGCCGAGGCCGAGAAGACCAAGAAGGCCAACAAGGAGAAGCGCGGUGUCAUCUUCAAGCGUGCCGAGUCCUACGUCCAGGAGUACCGCACCGCUGAGCGCGAGAAGAUCCGCCUCAACCGUGUUGCUCGUCAGGAAGGCAGCUUCUUCGUUGAGGGUGAGCCCAAGCUCGUCUUCGUUGUCCGUAUCAAGGGUAUCAACAAGAUUGCUCCCAAGCCCCGCAAGAUUCUCCAGCUUCUGCGUCUGCUCCAGAUCAACUCUGGUACUUUCAUUCGUCUCACCAAGGCUACCCAGGAGAUGUUGACCAUCGUCAACCCCUACAUUGCCUACGGUUACCCCAACCUGAAGUCCGUCCGCGAGCUUCUGUACAAGCGUGGUUACGGAAAGGUCGACAAGCAGCGCACUCCUCUCACCGAUAACCAGAUCAUCGAGGAGCACCUCGGCAAGUUCGGUAUCGUCUGCAUGGAGGAUCUGAUCCACGAGAUCUACACCGUUGGCCCCAACUUCAAGCAGGCCAACAACUUCCUCUGGCCCUUCAAGCUGUCCAACCCCACCGGUGGUUUCCGCGCCCGCAAGUUCAAGCACUACAUCGAGGGUGGUGACACCGGUAACCGUGAGGAGAACAUCAACGCUCUCAUCCGCCAGAUGAACUAG
Penicillium coprophilum is the source of this 753-nucleotide messenger RNA. RefSeq names its product 60S ribosomal protein uL30. Lineage: Eukaryota; Fungi; Ascomycota; Eurotiomycetes; Eurotiales; Aspergillaceae. Gene Ontology annotation, cellular component: cytosolic large ribosomal subunit. Gene Ontology annotation, biological process: maturation of LSU-rRNA from tricistronic rRNA transcript (SSU-rRNA, 5.8S rRNA, LSU-rRNA). The record is from RefSeq and is a predicted model, not a curated record. The transcript has 3 exons. The coding region runs from base 1 to 753 and encodes 250 amino acids. Gene Ontology annotation, molecular function: RNA binding; structural constituent of ribosome.